AUGGAUCCUUUGGUCGUGCUACCGCCGGAAAUUGUGCUACGCAUCCUUGAGUUUACUGCCGUGCCUAGCGUGGCUCAUUUGAACAGGACAUCGUCCGCCUGGCACGACUUCAUCGACAAGCUUCACCAGGAGGCCGUUUACUCGUCCAGCGGCAAAGUAUGGCGUCCGCCAGGCACGAAGGAUUUCGAAUUUCUGGCAACCGCGACAAGUUUCGCUAAGAUAUAUGAAGGUGUACAUACAUCCAAGGAGCUAUGUAAACAGCAGACGCUACUUGCUCGCAAUUGGAAUGACCAACAGCCUCUAACCACGGAAUCCGUCCUCCAAGUGGGCAAUGAUCCAGUAUGGCGGUUUAGACCAGACUUCAAGCGCCGAUUCUUCGUGUCGACUUCUCAAUCGGGCGGGCUCAAUGUUACGGACAUGGAUUCUGGUAACAUGUUGUGGCGUCUACCAUACACAACGAGCAGCGAUGAGCACUCUGUUCGGCCAUAUGCCCAUCUAGAGUACCAGGACGGUAUGAUGUGCUUUGACCGUGAAGGCGACGCGAUAGAGGUAUGGCGGACGGACAUUGAGGUUCUGUCACGUGGAGAAUUCAAACGGAUCACGAUACUGCCACAUGACUGCCAGACGAGAGGCUUCCAACUAUCGCACGAUACACUGUGUGUCGUCUCGACUGAAGGCCAAGCUUUUGUGUACGAUAUGCAAGCAUCGCCACCAGUCUUGAAGAAGCACAUUCGGAUGGAUGAAGGUGCCAUUGGCCAUCUCGACCAGAACGAAGAGAUUAUGGUGGUUUCUAUGGGCGAUCGUGGUUACCAUGUCUACGACAAAGGCUCGGGAGAGCUUAUUGGAACACUUGAGCCGCGCCAUGUUACAGCAGCCAAGCGUUACCAUAUUCGUCACCCUGCUAGGCAGAUGGGAGCCUCAGAUGUCAGCAGACACGGUCCAACACCACGAAUCUUCCCUCCUGAGAAGCCGAGCAGGAAUCGGCUUGUACCGCUCAGCAUCGAGAAUGGUCCGCUACCACGUACCGUAGAACCACAGACAGACUGGCAAGGCGACGACGAGUGGGGUGCUGGGCUAUUGUAUGGAGACAUGAUGGUGGGCUUUUCAAGGACGGGGCAAGUCUUCAUAUGCUCCGACUGGCGUAAGGCUCUCAAGGACCAUGCUGCCCUGCAUACUCGUAGCGCAGUAAUUGAAUGUGAAAGUGAUGGAGCGAGCUUUGAUCUUGGUGGCUGGCUUUCUGCAGCAGAUCAUCGGAUCAUGUUUGAGAUCCGAGAUCGUGUUUACGUUGUUGGGCUUACCGACGAGAACAAGAUACCGACACUGGCCGAGCCUGAGCGACCUUCAUACUCACUGCUCUCGAGCUCGGCGCCGCAGUUGGCGGUUCCUGUGAGCUUCAUGGCAUUGUUUGAUGACUGCAUCAUGACCACCUAUACGACACUGGGCUGGCGGCAGAACCCUCCUGGUUCAGACGGAACCCAGCAGCACAAUGGUGGCCCUUCUCGAAUUUUCCCCACUAAAGCAAUCCGAAUCAUCAGCCUCGCGCCAGUCGCGAACGAUGUCGAGGUACAGUCUCCUGUACUGGAAGUAUCGAUGGCAGAUGAUACGGAACAUAGGACGCAGACAGGCCUGCUACAGCUUGUGAGCAUGCUUGGCGACGAGCUGGCCGACGAUGAUGAGGAUGCCCUUGGUGUUAUGGAGACGGACUUCCAUGAUGCGGUGUGA
Molecule: messenger RNA, 1722 nt
Organism: Recurvomyces mirabilis
Lineage: Eukaryota; Fungi; Ascomycota; Dothideomycetes; Mycosphaerellales; Teratosphaeriaceae
Product: tRNA pseudouridine synthase 1
Exons: 2
Coding region: 1-1722 (573 amino acids)
Molecular function (GO): protein binding
Source: RefSeq, a predicted model, not a curated record